UUUUUUGUAGUCUCUAUUCAGUUACAACAAUGAAGCAGCGUGUCUUUAUACAAGAUAAGAUUAAGUAUAUUGACUUCAAGCGGGAGUUUAAGGACAAUCUUAUUCCUCUACCAAUAAGGAGCUGGUACAAUACACUCUUGAUACGCACCUCACACAUAAAAAAAACUAGAGACUGUCCCAACAAACCAAUUGUUUGCGUUAUGACCAUGUGAACCGUCUGCGAAAUGGCGUCACUUACGAAAAAAUAAUCCCGUCCCGAAAUUGAAUGAAGUCCAAGACUGAAGACUGAAAAUAGAAUUCCUUUCACUCCCGCGCCUCGUUUGCCCGGUUCGGUCAUAUAAUAGGGUCAUGGGUUUGCGUGACUGACCCGUCCCCAGGCAGAAGGUACAAACAUCUCCACUCUGUACUUCGGACUUUUUUUUUUGGUCCGAUGAACUUGCACUGCCUCAGAGUUGCGUGUCCUCGUUCGGUGAGCAUGUUGCGUGUUUUGUGCCCUGUUUUGUCCUGUGCUUUCGAAUUAUCAUUUUUCAAGGAUAAAUUCUUGCAUUUUAUGUUGCGUCCGGAACUUCGUAACGAUCCCUCCAUCGUUCCGGUUCAAUCGUUCCGCAGUCCGUUGUUCUGUCCGUUGCAUACACAAACAAACGGACGAGCGGACGAAGUGUUUUGCAGUAUCGAAUGUGUUGUCCUGUUUAUAACUUUGUUGAUCGUCCCCGGGAGGGGAACUAUUAUUGAUUUUCUCUAACAUUGUGACUCUUUUUUGUGGAUGUUUUUUGUUUUUUUGCUAUAGCAGCAGCUGGUACUGAAUUUACUUCACCAGUUCAGCACGGCUUGUGGGGGGUAUCUUCUGGGGAUAGGAUAACGACAAGGGAACUCAAUGUGCUAGAGCUACUGGUGUAUGAUUUGAAAUUGAUUGGCCAUUACAUCCUUUUUCCUUGUCCACGGUAGUCCACGCAGUGAUAAAGAGAUAAAGGGCUUUUUGGUGGAAACUGCACAAUGUAUUCCAGUGCCAUCCCGGAGGACAGUGGUGCCUUGUUCCGCACGGAACAUAAUGCACGUGCCGGCUAUCAGCGAGAGUUCGAGGAGAUGGAAAGCCGCAUACGCAGGUGUGAACGACAGCGGGCAGAAUUGGAGCGCCAGUUUGAGGAUUUAAUGCGCGAAAGGGCGGACUACGAGAAGGCUGCAGUGCGGGCAGUGAGGCAACGGCAACGACGCCAACUGGAGGCAGAAAGGCAACGAGCAGAGCGCAACGAAAGUAUCCUUCGAAUGUUAAACAAAAUCGAUCAACAGGCGGUAUCAUUGGCUGCCAAAACGGAUCGACUGAAGAUGUUAAAGACGCAGUACGAGAUGUAUCUGAUGCGUACCUGGUCGACUGCUUCGCAAGCCUUACCAACGUACAGUGUUCCGAUGAUUACUGCACCUCCAGCAAAACUGCCCCAAAGUCCUCAAAAAUCCGAAUUCGUUCAAUACAUUAGCGAACUGACGCAUCAGCAAACGGUCAACAUGAAUCCGAUACCGCCUCCGACGGCUUUAAGCAACUAUCUUGCAUCGCAACAGAAAUCAUUCGCACUGACAUCUUCCCAUAAUGGUGGUGGUCUCCCGGAACGUCCAUAUUCUAGAGCGUAUAACAGCAAUGCUGCCCUAAAGGACGAUCUAACCAUGAUGCACUAUGGAGGUAGUUCUACACAAAUGACAGGCGGUGCUGCUAAGGCUAAUAAAUUUGAAAUGUCGAACGAAGAUUUUAUUCGCUACAUCGACAGUGAGGUACUUAAGGAACCGGUACCGAAGGUUAGCAUCGUUGCUCCUUCCCCUGUAGUAGAGGUGGCUGAGAUGAAACAAGCUGGAGAAGCAUACCUUGAGGAUGCAGCGAUGAGUGAGGACGAACCUGUUGGAGAGAUCUCAAGCAAGUUGAAAGAAUUCAGUAUGAUGGUUGAUGAUGAAAAUAAAAAAGAUACUUUGAAUCAUUCUGCCGAGGGUCAGUCACAAGAUGAAACGCAGCGACAAAAGGACGAAGUGGCGGAGAAAGCUCUGGAAUAUUUUGCACCUUCUGAGACGAUCGUGCCAGAAAAGGAAGAUCACUCUUUCAAUAAACCAGCCUUGGUUGAAACUUUCAAAGACGAUCAUGAAAUGGUGGUUGAAACGAACUCUAAACAAGAACAUGAAAACCAAGCGAAUGUUGUUCAGGAUGUUCAGGAAUUGCAACCCGAAUUUGUAUCGUCUGAAAUGGAAAUUCCUCACGAGGACGUCGAGAACAAACCUGCAAUGGAAGAAGAUUCGUAUGUUUUACCCAACACAACAUAUGAAGCAGCUAUCAACGAUCCUAACGGCGUAAAGUACGAACUAUCUGAUGCGAAUGUGAAUUACCCGGAAGGAACUCAACCAACAGACGUAGGUGUAUACAAUCCAGUGCAAUAUGAAGACCUAUCGUACGACAACCAGCAGUACAGUACCUCGAAUGAAGUAUCGAAACCAGAACCUGCUCCAGAAUUUAAUGUUCAACCGCUACAGCAACCAGUACAGCAGCCAGAAAGCAGAAACCAACAUUGGACCACUGCACGGCAAGCCUUACGUUCGAAGGCAUUCCCUGGAGCUUUCUCCAAACCACCGUCACCUGAAACGGAUCUUCCCGAGCAACAAGGUGGUCAACAAGAGAGUCAUCAUGAAACAGUACCAACUGUUCCCGGAGAAACCAGUAACAUCAUUCAAGAUGUUGUACAGAAUGCUCCUGCACAAAAUGAUCCUCCAGUUGCUGAAUAUCCUCAGUAUUCUGUUGAGUCGAACGAUCCUUACUACCAAACGGAUGUCAGUGGUAGCGCACAUCAAUCUACAGAACAAAUGCCUGUAAGUGAAGGUUAUCAUAAUGAUGCGAUGGGACAACCGGUAGAGUACCAACAAGAAGAUGGACAACAGGCAGCUGCAUAUCAGUACGGAAACAAUCAGGAAGGACAAUAUAUCGAAGGAACAGAAGGGGAAGCUCAGUAUCAGUACCAAGACGCUUCUGAUCCAACUGCCAAUACGUAUGCGACCCAGGAAGGAUAUCAAGAUCCGAAUCAGCAGUAUCAGUAUGAUGAAAAUGCACAGUACUACAAUGAUCAACAAGCUUACGACGCACAGUACUAUAAUCAAGAUCCACAGCAACAGUACUACAUGGACGAGUCCAAUCAACAGCAGGCAGGACAGUAUGAGCAACAGGUGGAUCAACCGCAAGACCAACAGCAGCAACAAAUCCAAUCAACAGAACAAUAUCCUACGGCAGCAGAACCAAAUGAACAAGCAGGGUAUUAUCCUCCCGACGGACAGUAUGACCCAACUAUUCAAAAUCCAGAACAAAUGGAACCCCUCACAAGCACUACUACUACUGGUGGUGGUGAUCCAGCACAAGUAGUUGACGAACAAAAGCCAAUUGAGACAUCGGCCGUUAUCGAUUCCACGUUGGUGAAAGAUAAACAAGAGAAGAAAGCUACCGACGCGUCACAGCCUACGGUUGAGCAAAAGCCCUCCAGAAAGGAAGCGGAUCCGGGAUCGGAUGCACCAACCUUAAGCACCGUUAACGAUGAAAGUGAUUUCGAUUUCUCCUCACAAUGAUAAG
Messenger RNA from Anopheles funestus (African malaria mosquito), 3586 nucleotides. RefSeq lists its product as uncharacterized. Bases 994 to 3582 code for a protein of 862 amino acids. Lineage: Eukaryota; Metazoa; Arthropoda; Insecta; Diptera; Culicidae. The record is from RefSeq and is a predicted model, not a curated record. The transcript is spliced from 4 exons.